Molecule: messenger RNA, 2784 nt
Organism: Nicotiana tabacum (common tobacco)
Lineage: Eukaryota; Viridiplantae; Streptophyta; Magnoliopsida; Solanales; Solanaceae
Source: RefSeq, a predicted model, not a curated record
AAAAAUGAUUUAUCAUAUAUAGGACCUUUACAUUCUCGUUUGCAUAUUUUUCAGUCAUUCUUUUGAAACCCUAUUGUUUCUAGCUCAUCUUUUUCUUUCCUCUUCAGGAUUAAAAAGGUGUUUGUUUUUCUUCCCCUUUUUCAUCUGCUCUUACUUUUCUUUGGGAUCUGAUCAUUUUAUGAGGACCAUAAGGUUUUAUGAGAGUUAGAGUUAUUCAAUUCCCGAGGUGGGAAUUAGUAUAAGAAUAUAAAAAACCCCUCCAAUAUUGCUUUAUUAUGUUCAAAAGUUGAAAGAGAGUGAGAGCCAGAAACAAGCAUUUUUUACAUAUCCUUUUAUAGUUACUUUGAUUGAUCUGGAUUCUGAAUAGAAGAGUUGAAAGAAUCAGAUCAAGGGAAGAACAACUCUAGAGGAUCAUUAUAAAGGUCUUGAUUUGUGGAGGAAAGACAUGAAUUCGUUUACACAUGUUCCUCCAGGGUUCAGAUUCCACCCCACGGAUGAAGAAUUAGUUGAUUAUUACCUCAGGAAAAAGAUUGCUUCAAAAAGAAUCGACCUUGAUGUCAUUAAGGAAAUUGACCUUUAUAAAAUCGAGCCAUGGGAUCUUCAAGAAUUGUGCAAGAUAGGAACUGAGGAGCAAAGUGAUUGGUACUUUUUUAGUCAUAAAGACAAGAAGUAUCCAACUGGAACUCGUACAAAUAGAGCUACAAAAGCAGGAUUUUGGAAAGCUACUGGAAGAGAUAAGGCUAUUUAUCGUAAGCACAUUUUGAUUGGAAUGAGAAAAACCUUGGUAUUUUAUAAAGGUCGAGCACCAAAUGGACAAAAAUCUGAUUGGAUAAUGCAUGAGUACAGACUUGAAACAAAUGAGAAUGGCACUACUCAGGAAGAAGGUUGGGCUGUAUGUAGAGUAUUCAAGAAAAAAUUAGCAACAACAAUGAGGAGAGAAGGAGAGCACGAGUCACUAUGUUGGUAUAACGAUGAUCAAGUUUCUAAUUUCAUGCCAGAUUUCGAAUCUCCACGUCGUUUUCCAAAUCCAUAUUCUGCAACUGCAUACCACAAUCCUCAGUUUGCUUACACCAAUAAUAUGCAGCAGCCUCCUAAUGAUGCAUUUCUCCAACUUCCUCAAUUAGAGUCACCAAAAGUACCUCAAUCCUAUGGAAGCAACAUGAAUCAAAUGGUACAGUCCAACUCAAUUUAUAAUACACAUAACAACAACUAUGAUCAUCAAGCAGUGGAUCAAGUGACCGAUUGGCGAGUACUCGAUAAGUUUGUUGCAUCUCAACUAAGUCAACAAGAUGGUUGCAGCAAAAUGGAGACAUCUGCUGCUUGCUGUAGCUCUCCUGCUUCUGAACAAAUGAAUCUGCAGCUUCAAAAUGAUUUUAAGAGUCAAGAAAUGGCUUCAGAACUUGCCUCAAGUUCUCAAGUUGAUCUCUGGAAGUAAUGCUACAUUAUAAGUAUAUGCUAAAUCAUAGAAAAUAUAUGAUGAUUGGACUUAAUAUACUUAAUUGCCUCAGUUUCUGUACAUAAUAAAACUCAAAUGUGAUGUAUUAUUCGUCGACAUCCUACUAAAAGUUUGUAUGUUCUAUAUGAGCUAGGCAACAAGUAUUUAAAAUAUUUAAAAAAAAAUAAUUAAAGAGGACCUCUAAUACGUAUAUAAAUUUGUUAUUUUUAAGGCAAAAGUAAGCUGUCACUCUUCUGGCAUUUCUGGGAUGUUGGAUAAUGUAUUUCCAUUAGUGCAGCGCUCGUUAUUCUACUACUUUCUUUUUUACAAAAAAAAUUACGUAGUUUAAUUUGGACCAUUCUUGAUUUGUUGUAUCAUUCUUGUACACAAGUUAUGCUAAUAUUCUUUGUAUCUUUCCAAUUUUAUCGAUGUCUCUGAAGGGGCGACAUUGUUCUGCUUAUGAAAUUGAGUGAUCUCGAGAAAUCUUAGUGUGAUAUAUUUACUUGAGCUGAGGUCUGUUAGAAACAGUAUCUCUAUCUUCCCAAGGUAGGGGUAAGGUCUGCGUACACACUAUUCUCCUUAGAUUCCACUCGUGAGACCGUACUGAGUAUGUUAUUGUUGUUGUUGGAUUGAAAGGUUGACAAUGCUAGCUUUUCCACCAUAAGCGUAAAAAUUUAAAUGAAUAUCUCCUGCUUAUGGAAGCAAAGAAUUUAUUGGGAAAGGAGUAUUAUCACUUUUAAUCCGCACCAGAAAUUAUUUAUAUCUAGUAGCCGAAAAAAUAUAUAACAUUUUUAUAUUUUUGUAUAUAACAUACGAAGUGUGUGUAUAUAUAUAUAUACAAAUUUAUACAUUUUUUCGGAUAUUAUUUUUACGACGACUAUACUGUGUCAUUUCCUCAUUGGGAAAUACUAAGCUGACAAUGAGAACCUCCCAUUUGGUCUAAUCCAAAGAAGAAAUUGAUCCUGAUGACAUUUCUAAAUAACAAUUCUAACUCUCUGCUCUCUCGAGUCUCACUGUCACCUAUUUUCAAAAAGGGAUGUAUUGAAGACAAAUUAAAUAACUAAAAGUGUGCUAUGUCAAACAAUUAAACCUUUAAAUGAGACAAUUACAUAUACUUAAGGAUAUAUAUAACUGAACCUCGACAUGAGAAGUUCUUAGGAAGUUCGGUAACAAAAGUAUUCUGCUAGUUGUCAUAUGAUAUUUGAUUCAAAUAAAUGCAUGUAAUAGGUUGCAAACUUGAUCUCAAUGCAAAGAAUAGCCUGUUAGAAUAUACGCAGCGGAAGCAAGCAUACAAAUCAGGCAUCAAAUACAUGUGAACUAGACAACGUAAUAAUAACAAGAUUAGAAAC